CGGGAGGGGGCGACAGUCUGCCUGCCGGGCUGCUUCAGAGAGCCGAUAGAGGAAGAGCCACUGUGGGUGCAGUUCACGUUAGCCUAAACGUUACAAUUAGCAGGCAUCGCUGACAAGUGGUUGUCUAUUUGUAAAACAAAUCUCUGUUUACUAAACCAGAGUUAGGAGUUGUAAUCGAGGCUUUCCCACGACUGCUUCGCCAAGAUGAGCUUCCUGUUUGGCAGUCGUUCAUCCAAGACCUUCAAGCCGAAGAAGAAUAUCCCAGAGGGCUCCCAUCAGUAUGAACUCCUGAAACACGCUGAAGCAACGCUGGGCAGUGGGAACUUGAGGCAGGCUGUCAUGCUGCCUGAGGGAGAGGAUCUCAAUGAGUGGAUUGCUGUCAACACGGUGGAUUUCUUCAACCAGAUCAACAUGCUGUAUGGUACCAUCACCGAGUUCUGUACUGAGACCAGCUGCUCUGUGAUGUCUGCUGGACCAAGAUAUGAAUAUCACUGGGCUGAUGGCACCAAUAUUAAGAAGCCAAUCAAAUGCUCUGCACCCAAGUACAUUGACUACCUGAUGACCUGGGUGCAGGAUCAGCUGGAUGAUGAGACACUUUUUCCCUCCAAGAUUGGUGAGUUGAAAGCUUUUUGGGAUGAUUUUGGAUGCAGUUUCCACUUUUGUAAAAGUGUAUUACGCUAUUAUCUCUGAAUUACCCAGUAGAUU
Molecule: messenger RNA, 705 nt
Organism: Etheostoma cragini (Arkansas darter)
Lineage: Eukaryota; Metazoa; Chordata; Actinopteri; Perciformes; Percidae
Gene: mob1a
Product: MOB kinase activator 1A
Exons: 4
Coding region: 205-690 (161 amino acids)
Biological process (GO): hippo signaling; positive regulation of protein phosphorylation
Cellular component (GO): cytoplasm; nucleus
Molecular function (GO): protein kinase activator activity
Source: RefSeq, a predicted model, not a curated record